Molecule: messenger RNA, 1460 nt
Organism: Canis lupus familiaris (dog)
Lineage: Eukaryota; Metazoa; Chordata; Mammalia; Carnivora; Canidae
Gene: RAB34
Product: RAB34, member RAS oncogene family
Exons: 11
Coding region: 125-1108 (327 amino acids)
Biological process (GO): endocytosis; phagosome-lysosome fusion
Molecular function (GO): GTP binding; GTPase activity
Source: RefSeq, a predicted model, not a curated record
ACCUAAAGGGAGGAGUUCCAGGAUCACCUAGCUCUUCUUUACCCUCCAUUGAAGGAGACAGACUCGGGACUUUGGACGUCUCUUUCCUCGGUAGGCACCCCGUUCUGCCCCCGGUAUCCCCUGUAUGCUUUCCCCCAUCCCACUCCAUCCCAGGCGAGCGGGGGCAGACUAUGAGUCACGUCCUGGGCCUGGAGUUGAGGAGGGAAGCGCCGCCUCUCCUUGGGCCCCGUCUCUCCUCCUUUCCCCUCCCCGCCUGUUCCUAGCCCAGCCAGAUACUGCGCAGCGAUCACCGAUUGUCCAUCACCAAUUUGACUGGGUCGCAGGCGAGAUGAACAUUCUGGCGCCGGUGCGGAGGGACCGCGUCCUGGCGGAGCUGCCCCAGUGCCUGAGGAAGGAGGCCGCUUUGCACGUGCACAAAGACUUCCACCCCCGCGUCACCUGCGCAUGCCAGGAGCACCGGACAGGCACCGUGGGAUUUAAGAUCUCCAAAGUCAUUGUGGUGGGGGACCUGUCAGUGGGGAAGACUUGUCUCAUUAAUAGGUUCUGCAAAGAUACUUUUGAUAAGAAUUACAAGGCCACCAUUGGAGUGGACUUUGAGAUGGAACGAUUUGAGGUGUUGGGCAUUCCCUUUAGUCUGCAGCUCUGGGAUACUGCUGGACAGGAGAGGUUCAAAUGCAUUGCGUCAACCUAUUACCGAGGAGCUCAAGCCAUCAUCAUUGUCUUCAACCUGAAUGAUGUGGCCUCCCUGGAACAUACCAAACAAUGGCUGGCUGAUGCACUCAAGGAGAAUGACCCUUCCAGUGUGCUUCUCUUCCUUGUGGGUUCCAAGAAGGACCUGAGUACUCCUGCUCAGUACCUGCUGAUGGAGAAGGAUGCCCUCAAGGUGGCCCAAGAGAUGAAGGCUGAGUACUGGGCUGUCUCUUCUCUCACUGGUGAAAAUGUCCGGGAAUUCUUCUUCCGUGUGGCAGCACUGACCUUUGAGGCCACGGUGCUGGCUGAGCUGGAGAAAUCGGGGGCCCGGCGCAUCGGAGAUGUUGUCCGCAUCCAUAGUGAUGACAGUAACCUCUAUCUAACUGCUCGCAAGAAGAAGCCCACGUGUUGCCCGUGAGCGGUAAGGGGACUGUCCAGAGCCUGCCCAGCCCUGGGGCACUGUGCCACCUUGACUCCCCUAGACUUCGACCCUGGACAUUUGCACUGAUUGUUUUUCCAGACCAAAGAGCUGCCUGUUGGUGGCAGUACCCCUGGAGGGGUAGCGGGGACCAUGCUAGUCGCUUCCUGCCCCAGGCACCAUGCCAAAGACUGGAUGUUCCCCCUCCUCCAGGGGCUCUCCAGGGUGCCCAGCAGUGGGGAGGUAAUCCCUGCUGCUUUUGCUUAGCCUGCUGGGCCCUUUUGAGUAUGAGGAUGCUUAAUGAUCCCAGCCUCACACUGUGCCUUAUGCAUUAAAAUUUCUAUUAUUAGCA